Messenger RNA from Cetraspora pellucida, 2307 nucleotides. The record is from the annotation of a GenBank genome assembly. Lineage: Eukaryota; Fungi; Glomeromycota; Glomeromycetes; Diversisporales; Gigasporaceae.
AUGUCAGAUAAUCCUCUCGUAAUUACAAUGGAGGAUACUCCAGACAAAAAUAAGAAAAUUUUGGAAAUUGUCUGCUCGCCUAACUUAAAAUAUGUUGCCGCGUUGUACGAAGGUGGCAACAUCAAUCUUUGGCCUAUUGAACAGCCUGAAAAAAUAAUUAAUAAUAUUGGCAAGAUUCACAAAACAAAAAAUGGGGAAAAAUUUUUUGCAAUUUCAGAUAAAUAUAUUUCAUUCAGUCUUUAUAGAGAUAAACCCUAUAAUUUCAAAAUUCUUGAUUUUGAAAAUGAAAAAGAGGUAUUAUUAAAAUUUCCAGAUUGGCAAAAUGAAAUUGACUAUUUAUCCUUUAUUGAUAACGGAAAUGUUAUAAUGGUCAACGCUAAAUAUUACAGAGCAUAUGUUUUUUCGAUUGACGAUAAUAUUAAUUGGGCUUGUAAAUUAUGUAAAUCAAUGAUUGAGUUGAAAUAUUUUAAAAAAAUUUAUAUUACUCUUAAAGGCAAAUUGAUCAUAUUUAAUGAUACAAUUUAUGAAAUCACAAUGUGGGACGUUGAAAAAUUAUCGAUUAAAACACGUGUUUUAAUAGAUUGGGAUUUUACACCUGAAUCUAUUGAAAUUAGCGAUGAUGAAGAAUUAUUAAUAAUAUGUGCAAAAAAUGAGAAAACGAAGGACACAAAUUUAUACAUUUUUUCCACCCAGACUGGGAUAAAUUUGUCAUUCUUUACUACAAAAUUGGCAAUCAAUAGAAUCCACUUGAUCGCUUCUAGAAAAGGAGAGAGACUAUUAUAUAUUACAAGCGAAAAUGACUAUAAUUUAAUGGACCCUUAUAGCCUAAAAUAUCCAAAAGAUGCAAGUGAGCUUUUUGAAAGGAAUGAAAUUCCAAUUCAAGAACCAUACAUAAUUCGAUCGGAUGAAAGAUCGGACAAAAUAAUUUAUACGAUUGAUGGAAAAGUUUUAAUUGAAGAACUAUUGCCUGAUAAUUGGAUCAAAUACUUACGAAAAGAACUGAAGGACACAAAUAGAAUUACAUCUCCAUCUAAAAACACAAUCGAUAUUAUAAACAAAAUAAUUGAUGAGCAUAUUACUGACAAAAAAGAAUUUCAAGGGGAACUUUUAAAGUGGGGAUUAGAAAUAAACGAUAAAUCGGUCCAACUUACCGUAACUGAAUAUAAUUAUCGCAAGAAAAAAUGGAUUCUCAAAAAUCCACUAGAAAUUCAUCCAUCAUUUUAUCCUGAUGGAAAAAAUUAUAUACUAUCCUGUGAAGUUCUUGAAAAUGAUGAUUUCAUUACGAUUACACGUAUUGGUGUGAUUAUCUGGACUUAUCGAGAUUCUGAAAUUAAAAUGCAUUAUUAUUGGAAUUAUUGGAAUAAUCGUUUAGAAGGGUUCGAAUUUGAAAGGAUAAAGUUUAAAAGUCUACUUAAAGACUGGAUUCCAAGAAGAAUUCUUCCUGCUUCAAGUUAUAAAACAAUUCACAACAAUUUAGAUAUUAAAUUCGGUAAAGCAGAAAAACAGCUUUUUAAAAUAUUUUUGGAAGAUAAUAUCAAAGAAAAAUUUUAUUUAAAUUGCUACGGAAAAAUUCUCAUGAAAAGAUUUAUUGAAUUAAAUGACGAUAAAUGGAUUCGAUCUUUAGGCCAAAAUUGUAUUGAGAAGUGUAUGAAAGAAAAUAAUCAUCUAAUUUCUAAAAUUUCUUUGUUUAGCAUUAUUUUUGAAAACUUUAAAGAAUUAUCAGAAAAUCAUCCUGCAUUUAUAGCAAGCGCUUUAUCUGCAAUAGGAUUCGUUGUUUGUUCUAAGAUUGUAGUCACAAACUCAAAUUCUUCACAUCUUUCCAGUCAUGGAAAAUACUGCCAUUUAUCUAAAACAUCAUUUAUUGAUGUAUUAACGUCUAAUCUUUGGAUUCAUUGGAUUAGUUUUCAAAAAAGGUUUCGAAUAAGUUUUGAAACUUUUCAAAAAAAUCAUAGAGAUUUAUCAGAUUUAAUUAUAAAGCCAAUUGUCGAUUUUUUUUCUGUGGGUCAUAGUUCAACCAUACUUGCAAUUCCCUUACCAAACUUUGUUUCUUAUCCACAAGAUUACAAUUUUUGGAAAGAAUUAGUGUUACCUGCUUCCAAUCCUUUUACAUAUUCAAAUAAGGUUGAACUUCGUGAGCAUGUAAUUGAUAUUGUCCAAAACAAUAAUUGGUCUGGUUAUAAAAAACCUUACAUUUCAAAGAAUCUUAAAGAAGUCCUUCAACUCCCUGAAGAAGAGCCCUCAAAUACAGAAAUUGCAGCAGAUAUUAGAAAGCUAAAAGAAUCAAUUUGCAAGAUCACGAAAAAAUAA